Coccomyxa subellipsoidea C-169 is the source of this 3913-nucleotide messenger RNA. RefSeq lists its product as hypothetical. The transcript has 13 exons. Gene Ontology annotation, biological process: DNA-templated transcription. NCBI's taxonomy places the organism in Eukaryota, Viridiplantae, Chlorophyta, Trebouxiophyceae, Coccomyxaceae. The coding region runs from base 335 to 3913 and encodes 1192 amino acids. The record is from RefSeq and is a predicted model, not a curated record.
AGAAUGCACAGAGAAGUUUAGGUCUGACUUUUCCUGGCUCAAAUGACAUUGAUGGUCACUUGCUUGGCCUGAGAGCAGAGAGACUUUUUGCCUCUUCCUAGGAUCUAUGGGUGCGGUGCAUUUCCUGUCGGGAAUAGCCAAUAAAAUUAUUUGCAUGCGUAUUUCUUGAAGGGGUUUAUAGCAGAGCCUCGUGAUAGAAAGCUGCCUUGCGUGAGGGCCUAGUAGAUUGCACCUGGCAUCGGUAUUUGCAAAGGGGACUCGAAGCUUUUCGAAGCAUGUGAGGGUGAAACUGAGAAAUAGCGAAGGCGAUUCCAGACUGCAGGAGGCUCAGAGGAUGGAUGGUGAGACCGGUGAUGCCCAGAUGAAAGAGGAUACCCAGCUCGCUGCAGCAGCAGAGAAGGCUCCAGCUGUGCAGGCAGACGAGGCUGCGGCGGGCCAUCCACCGAGCAUUGCGGGGCAGGAGCCAGACGCCAGCGCUGCUGAUCAGCCUCAGGCGGAUAGUGACCAACCCAAUGGAGCAGCAAGUGCUGAGGCUGAUGCAGCAGAACCAGGCGGAGCACAGGCAGAGCCAAGGGCUGACACAAGCGCAGCACCACAGCCAGAAGCAGAGCAGGGUGAGGCAGGCAGCAAUCACAAGGAGCCCAGUGAAACCCAGCCUUCUCAAGAGCAGGGGGCUGAGGGUGCCACGACAGAGCAGCCAGGUCAGCCUGGGGUCGAGGCCGCUGUUGCAAUCCAGCCAGAAGCAAACAGCGAGCCGGCUGAUGUGGCAAUGACUGAUGCAGCUGAAGCUGCACCAGCCGCGCAGCCACAAGGGGAUGAGCCAGCAGCAAAGGACUCCAGGAAGGAGUCAGAGUCCCCAGUCCAGGCAGGAGAGAGCCACCAGCCCACCACAGGCAGCGCGAAAGGCAAGAGGAAGGCUGCUCCAAAGAACCGGAAGGGAGCUGCAGCAAAGGGCACUUCAGCGCGAAGGCGAUCCACCAGAUCUCAGAAGUCGCUGAACAGCGAUGAGGAGGUCGCUGCGGACGAGGCGGCUGCCACGGCUGCGCCGCUGACGACGCGCAGAUCGAUGCGGUCGAGAACCACGAGCCACAAGAUCGAUCCUGGCGAAUUUGUCAUGGAGGCAGAGGCAGAUGAGGCGGACGAGGAGCCUGACUCGCCCGCAGCAGGUGAAGGGCCGCAGGGGGCCCUAGAGGACGGCGACAAGCGAGCCGGCUCUGAGGAUCGCGGUGUCAGCGUUGCCGUAGGGCUGGCCAAUGCGGUUGAGGCUGGGGCGAUCGCGUGCGGCCACCGCACAAAAUCCGGCUCGGCCGAGGGUACGCCCCCGGCCGCCGUGGACUCCGCCGGAGCCGCCACGGAGUCCAAGGGCGACAGCGAGGACAACGUGCCCCUCUUGCAGCUUGUGGGCUCACCCGCUAAGAAGAAGCGGCAGGCAGCAGGGGCCCCGGGCGCAUCUGCGGCCGCAAGCAAGCGGCAGAAGAGCGAUGCAAAGCCGGCCGCGGAUGUGAAGCCUGUCGCGGAUGCGAAGACAGCCGCCGCAGCGGAGCAGCCGUUGCCAGCAGCUUCGGGAAAGGCUCGCCCCGCGGUGAAACGGGGCAAGAAGCAGCCAGAUCAGGCGCCGACCGAUCGGGAGCCGUCCCCGGCCCUCGCGGCAGCUGCCGGGAAACCGGCGCAGAAGCCGCCGGCGGAGGACAUCGCCAAUGCAGGCGCGCCCACCCCCAAGCAGCCGCCACCGCCUCCUACCAAACUGCAGAAACAGCAGCAGACGGCCGCGCAGCAGCCAAAGCAGCAGCAGAAGCCGAAGCAGCUGGCUGCGGCAGCGGCUGAGGCUGCGCAGGGCAAGGAGGGUGCCAAGGGGAAGAAAGAGGGGGAACCCAGCCUGGACGCCACAACUAUGCAGGCCAAGCAGAUCGCCGCUGAAAUGCACAAGGCCUUAGCGGAGUUCCAGGCAACGCAGAAGACACAGGCCGACAUUGCCAAGAGGGUGCAGAGCUACCUGGGACACCUGGACAACAUGCACAUCUCCAUACCUCAAUUGCGAGACAGCAUGGUGGGCAGGUCUGUGAAGAAGAUCUCCAAAUGGGCCUUGGACGCCACAUGCCAGGAGGCAGCGACUCAUGCAAGGAAGCUAUUGGGAAUUUGGAUGAGUGAGGUUGAGGAUGAAAAGGUGGCUCCUGCCAAGGACAAGGGCAAACUGCAGCAGGGCAAGGCCCCGAUUAAAGCAACGGCCAGGAAGCUAUUGGGAAUCUGGAUGAGUGAGGUUGAGGACGAAAAGGUGGCUCCUGCCAAGGACAAGGGCAAACCGCAGCAGGGCAGCAAGGCGGGCACUGCAGCAGCGCCCAGGCCCUUAGCUCAGGAGCAGAAAGCCAAGUCACAGGGGCCGCCAGCAGCGGAGGCAAAGCCAAGUGUCACCGCAGUCACUGCCAUACCCAAUGCUGUGGGUUUGCGCACAGGUGGGCUUGGAGCAGCAGGAGCACCAGCAAGCAAGGACCCUGCAGCCGCCAGCACAGCGGGGCCUACAGCCUCGAAGAAGCUGCAGGAAGCCAGGGACUGGUGCUCGCAGCACCUGACGCCGCACCCCACAGGGAAUGCCGUGCGAGACCAGGCCCAGCUCAUCCUGUGGAGCGCGCUGAUGCCUGACGGGGAGCUGCCGCCGGCAGAAGCUGCGCGGAAGCUGGAAGCUGCGGUGCACGAGCAGUACGCGCGCGGCAACGGAGACAACGCCGUCGCAGACCCGAGCCAUCACUACAUGCGGCGCAUGCGUGUUCUCUGGGGCUGGCUCUCGCCUGACAGCAAGCAUGCUGAGCCGCAGCUGAAGCACAUGUUGCUGCAAGGUGAGCUGGCUGCAGCAGAGCUGGCAUCGAUGAGCGGCCAGCAGCUGAAGGCUCUCGUGAACCCUCCAGCCGCAGCGGCCGAGGGGCGCUUGGCGCCAGACAACGCAGCCACCACAUCCGCAGAUGCCUCGCACAGGGAUGUGCAGAUGGACGUAGAUCGGCCGAGCCAGGCGCCAGCACUGCUCUCACCUGCCGACCGUCCCGUCCCUGCGGCCCAGGACUCGUCAGAACCAGCGAGGAUGCUUGCCGAGCACCCCUUUGCAAGCACGCAGCCCUCGUCAGAACUAGCGAAACCACCUGGCGCAGACAAAGGACAGCAGGACGUCCCACAGCAGCAGCAGCAGCAGCAGCAGCAGCAGCAGAGUGAGGCAGCAGAAGUGAUUGACCACACGUCAGACAUGGAGAUCGAUGAGGCGCCAGGCAGCUUGUCCGCACCUGCCGACAACCAGCAGCAGCCGAGCAGCGCCGCAGCCCCGCCGCGGCCGAAAGCAGGGCUCACGAAGGAGCCUUCGCUGCACAUGUGGGGCGCGAACAACGAGGCGUCCCUGGGCUCCUGGGCCCACCAGGCCCCUCCAAAGCCAGCACCGUGCGAGAGAGCAUCCGGGACAGCCGCUGCUGACAGCGGCACCUCACCCGCUGAGGCUGCCGUCAGCGGGGCAGAGCAGCAUUCUGCAGCUUCCGAGCAGCUUCCGGCAGUUGCCGAGCAGCCCCCGCCGCCACCGGCGCAGGAGGUGCCUGAUCUGGCCGCGGCGGCGGCCGCGGCUGCCGCAAAUUCAGCGCAGCAGCCGGAGCCGGCAACGCCGGCCGGCUCGCCGGGGACGGCGAAGGGAACGUUCCCGCGCGGAUGGCAGUCGGCGCCGCCGGUAUCGGAUGAGAAAUCGGUGUUUGACUCGGGGCAGGGCGUGCAGUUCUUCAACAGCAAAGCCGGCGUGCUGUUUGAGUGGAAUGGGCCAGGGGGUGCUGCCCAUCUGCCCGGUGGGCAGGGGAGCGAACCCGAAGCUACCCAGCCCAGCACCACUGCAGACGGCAAUGCAGUCAGUGAUGCAGAGAUGAAGAUAGAGGGUGAUGUGGUUGCAGAGUAG